This is a messenger RNA of Drosophila bipectinata, 1859 nucleotides long. Its product is annotated as NAD kinase-like. The record is from RefSeq and is a predicted model, not a curated record. Gene Ontology annotation, molecular function: NAD+ kinase activity. NCBI's taxonomy places the organism in Eukaryota, Metazoa, Arthropoda, Insecta, Diptera, Drosophilidae. Gene Ontology annotation, biological process: NADP+ biosynthetic process; NAD+ metabolic process.
ACAUGUUAUUAGUACUAGUUGGCAAUCGGCUGUGAAACUCGUCUAAAAAUCGCAAGAAAAAAACAAAUAACAUGGCUAUGGUGGAGCUAGUUUAUUUGUUGAUUAAUUCGCAAAUUAGCAGAUAGUCUGCCAGCCAUUCCGCGUAUUAAUCCGGGCAGUGGAACGCAGGACGACAGGUGCAUCGCGUUUGUGGGUCAAACUAGGCCAGACCACAAACAAACUCGCACCAACACCACCACACCACAACACACACAUCACAUGCGCAGCAGGAACGACAAGUGACCACCGAUAUGAAAUCCUACAACGCCACCCCAUCGCCCGCCCAAACGGUACCAAAGCCCAGCUGUUCGUCGGGGGUGGGAUCCUCCGCCUCCGCCGCUGGAAACAUGUCCAAUGAGUCACAAUCCUAUUACGAUGACCAUGACAAUCAGCUGCUCCAUGUGAACAGUGCCAGGCUGAGUAAUGCUGCCGCAGCAUCCUCGGCCCCAGGACCUGGCCUGAAUAACGGUUCAGCAGGCGACGACAUGCAUAUGCGCUGGUGGUGGCGUACUCGAAGUCUGAAUGCCCCAUCGCCCUUUCAGCAAUUCGGACCAUGUGGACGCAUCAUGAAAAACUCCGCCAUGGUGAUGCAGAUCCAAGAUCCGGCCAGUCAGCGAUUGACCUGGUAUAAGCCACCACUCACUGUGCUGGUCAUCAAGAAGAAGGACUCCAAGGUUCUCUUCCCCUUCGUCCAACUGGUGGAGUGGCUGGUGCAGGAGAAGCACAUGGUUGUCUGGGUGGAGUCUGCUGUGCUGGAGGACAAGCUAUUGCGAGAUGACUUCAAGCUGGACCAGGAGAGCGCUAGGUUCCGGCAGGUGCACGAAGAAUACGCCGGAGUGAGGGAGCGUUUUCUGGCACUACGAGAGAAGCUGGUGACCUUCAAAGAUGGACGUGAUGACCUGACCGAUCGCAUUGACUUUAUCGUCUGUCUUGGAGGCGAUGGCACUCUGCUGUACGCCUCCCAGCUUUUCCAGCAGUCGGUGCCGCCUGUAAUGGCCUUCUACCUGGGCUCCCUCGGCUUUCUCACGCCCUUCCAGUGUGAAAACUUCCAGGAACAAGUGACCAACGUCCUGGAGGGUCACGCUGCUCUAACACUGCGCAGCCGUCUGCGCUGCUCCAUCCACCGCAAGGGUGAGCGCCGCAAGGAAUCGCUCCAGGCAGCUGGAAGCAGCAAUCUGCUGAAGCCCAGCCUGCAGCGCCAACUCAACUAUGUGGAGGUCAACCACUCGGCCGGGAGCAACAAUAACAAUUGCAGUGCCAACAACAGCAUCUUGGUACUUAACGAGGUGGUGAUCAAUCGGGGACCCUCGCCCUACUUGAGCAACAUUGACAUAUUUUUGGACGGCAAGUACAUCACAUCGGUGCAGGGCGAUGGCCUGAUUGUGUCCACACCCACGGGAAGCACAGCCUAUGCGGCAGCAGCUGGUGCUUCAAUGAUCCAUCCGUCAGUGCCGGCCAUUCUGGUGACGCCCAUCUGUCCGCAUUCGCUAAGCUUCAGGCCGAUUGUGGUGCCCGCCGGUGUAGAGCUCAAGAUAUCCAUUUCGCCCGAUAGUCGCAACACCUCACGCGUCUCCUUCGACGGCCGCAACGACCAGGAGCUGAACCAUGGCGACAGCCUGCGGGUGACCACGUCCAUCUAUCCUGUGCCCAGCAUUUGUGCUCAAGACCAGAUCUCCGAUUGGUUUGACUCGCUCGCGGAGGGCCUGCACUGGAAUGUGCGCAAGCGCCAGAAGUGCCUCGACGAGCUGUCCGAUCUGACGUCCUCGGUAUCGGACGAUACCCUCGACGAGUUCGACAAUCUGAAGAUCUAUGAUGCGUAG